Molecule: messenger RNA, 846 nt
Organism: Zygosaccharomyces rouxii
Lineage: Eukaryota; Fungi; Ascomycota; Saccharomycetes; Saccharomycetales; Saccharomycetaceae
Gene: ADD66
Product: Add66p
Exons: 1
Coding region: 1-846 (281 amino acids)
Biological process (GO): proteasome assembly
Cellular component (GO): nucleus; cytosol
Source: RefSeq, a predicted model, not a curated record
AUGACACGUACUUUACUUAUUCCGCUAGUUUCAACUGGUAACGUCCCACAGUUGACAACAGAUUUAGUUCUUCAUUCUUUGUCAAAAGAGUUUCAAUUCGUUAAAUGCCUAGAUUCUACAUAUCUACACCCAUUUGUGGGUCCCCUUGAUUACGUCUUUGAACAACAGGAACCUGUACUAUUUAACAAGAGCAAUGUCAACAAGAACUAUUCCACUGCUUUAGAGUUAUUUUACAAUGAAUCUAGGUCCUUAUAUGUGAUUCAACAACGUACGCCGGUGAUUCAAGGUUAUUUGAACAAUUUCGUCAAAGAGAUCAUUUGUCCCCUAGUACAGGAGUUUAAGAUUACAGAUGUCGUAAUCUUGGAUUCGUUUGGCGCACUUGAUGAAGAUAUUGUUGCUAAUACUUCGAGGACUUCCAAGACGAACAGUUUCUAUUCGGAUGCUAUAUGUCAAGUGAGAUCAGUCGGUGAAGUAGUGCGAGAAAUGGAAUCUGGAUUACAUUUAAAUCCAGCAUCUGAACAGCAAUCCAACAAUAAUGUUAUUAGUACACUUUUCCAAUUUACCAAUGAUAGCGUUCAACAAGAAGUUUCCACCAGACAACAAGCAUUUAAGUUCGCCUACCAUUUGUUAAAUUCGCCAGUUUCCGAAUUACAACGUAUUAAAUACUGCAGCGCAUUUGUGCACGAAGGUGACAAUUCUUACGAUGCACAUUUACUAUGUGAUCACUUGCCUAAUGUCAUUGAGGGUUUUGCAAAAAUUAAUGUACAUACACCACCCAUCUCGUGGAAAGGUGUUUAUGGUACGAGACCAAUUCCAACUUCAUUCGAUGAGGGCAUUUAUAUAUAG